Molecule: messenger RNA, 5023 nt
Organism: Oncorhynchus nerka (sockeye salmon)
Lineage: Eukaryota; Metazoa; Chordata; Actinopteri; Salmoniformes; Salmonidae
Product: probable imidazolonepropionase
Exons: 2
Coding region: 1784-2245 (153 amino acids)
Cellular component (GO): cytoplasm
Molecular function (GO): imidazolonepropionase activity
Source: RefSeq, a predicted model, not a curated record
ACUUGUCAAACAUUGUACCAUAUUCCUCAUUUCCAAAGCCCCUCCCGAACUUGCACAUUGAACACCUGUUGUCCACAUAUGAACUUUUCCCCAAACCACUAGAAAGUGACAGAGGUGACUUACAAAAGUAAUUCACAUUUUUAAGCUUAAUUUUGACUAUUUCAAAAUGUCUAACAAACUUUUGGUAAAGAAUGCGAAACAGGUGGUUUUAAGUUGCAACAACGGUGAGAAGUUCCUGACGAAGGAAGGGAUGUGGCUACUAGUUAAUGUUUGUUACAAUUUGGUUUGAACGAGUUGACUACAGAUUGCCCUAACGUGCUGUGAAAGCAAAACUACAUUUUGGCUAAACCAAAUGUUAUUCCACCGCAAACUAUUGAUUAAAAGAGCUGUGUAUUGUUCGUGCAGCGACGGCCUGAUAAAGGAUAUUGGACCAGCGAGCACCAUUGAUAUCCAAUAUGCAGGGUGCUCGUUUGAUGAAGUAAUCGAUGCAACUGGCAUGUGUCAUUCCAGGCAAGUAUCUGUGCAAUACACCACCCUGGACAAUAGGGGGCGGUAGAUCUAGGCGUGCACGAAGGUGUAAACAUGGUUUGUGCUAUCUGGGAUCCUUAACCAUAGCCCUUUCCCAAUGCUAAACUUAACCCGUACCAUUUUAAAUGUACAUUGCAAUGGUGUGGGACGUCCCAAGGAUCCCGGAUAGCAAGGGCCAUGUAAACAUGCAACCUUGGCCACGUUUAUUUGUCGAACGGUGCAGAUAGAAAUGCCAUGAAUAGGGCUGAUGUUAUUCCUUAUUCUACAUGUCACAGCAUAGGAGGUGGGUGGCACAUUAAUUGGGGAGGACGGGCUCGUGGUAAUGGCUGGAGUGGAAUCAGUGGAAUGGUAUCAAAUACAUGGUUAUGAGCCGUUCUCCCCUCUGCAGCCUCCUGUGUGUCAGAGAGCCAUGUUUGGCCUACCUGGCAUAUUUUAAUGUUGCAAAAUGUUUGGUCCUGCCGAAUGCUCCCCUGUUCUAUUGAGACAAAUAUUUGAAUCAUUGGUUUGGUGUUCUAUCAUGUAGAGAAUUAGGUUUUGUAGAAAUACAGCCGUGCUCUGUGUAUUAUUACGUUUCAGGACUGGUUGCUGCACACACCCACCCCGUAUGGGCUGGAGACAGGGUGCAUGAAUUUGCCGUGAAGAUAAAUAUGACUUCCAUAGGUCCUGUCCCCUCUUCCUCAACGGCUUGUAAUGCGACUCACCUUUUAGAGUAAAAGUAAAGGUUUAUAUGGCAUUUACACAAGCAGCCCAAUUCUGAUAUUUUUCCCACAAAUUGGUCUUUUGACCAAUCGCAUCAGAUUAUUUCACACGAGAUCUGUUUUAAAGACCAAGUAGUGAAAAAAGAUCAGAAUUGGGCUGCCUGUCAAAAUGCAGCCUAGGUAAUGCUGUGUGUGGCGACAGUUGGCUGGUGCCACUUACAUGGAUGUGCACCGUGCCGGAGGAGAGAUCCACUUCACAGUGGAACACACCCGGGCUGCUCUUGCCUCCACCCUGUACAAACAUCGUUCUUUACUGCUAGGCAGGACACUAGUGAUACGGGCCAUAAACUUUUAUUUCUCCCUUAAGGUGACCUGACCUCAACCCCCCCCCCUCCACCACUAAUCCAUGGCCCUCUCCCCUUAUCAAUGCCUGCCUUAUGUAAUCGCUUCCCUGCACUCAACACAUUCCAAGCUUAGUUGCACCCACUAUUUACCUUCCUCCUAUAUCCCUUAACUUCUGGUGUCGACCCUCUAAACCUCUGCACUCCCUCAGUGACAUGAAUAAUUAUAUUUCCUAUUCUCAGAACCCAACAUGUCCAUCUCACUUAACCAUUCCUGCAUUGUGUGUGUGUUUUCUCUCUGGUGGGGUAGAGCUCGACCUAGAGCUUGACCUGGAGGAUGUGACAGAUAAUGGCAUUGCUGCCAUGGCGACAGCUAAGACCACCGCCGUCCUGCUCCCAACCACCGCUUGCAUCCUGCGGUUACCCCAGCCGCGGGCCCGAGACAUGCUGGAGGCUGGGGUCAUUGUUGCCCUGAGGAGUGACUUCAACCCUAAUGCCUACUGUUGCUCUAUGCCGGUGGUGAUGCACCUGGCGUGUGUCAACCUGAGGAUGUCCAUGCCCGAGUCUUUGGCCGCCCUCACCAUCAACGCAGCCUACGUCCUGGGCCGCUCUCACGCGCACGGCUCCCUGGAGGUCAACAAACAUGGCGACCUGCUGGUCCUCAUCGCACCACGGUAAAGUUGCUGUCAAUAAAUGCUACUAUAUUGUAAGAGCUGGCUUCAUUUACUGGUCAGACACCACAGUGUAUGUUCCAGUGGACCGUUAACCUUCAGCAGCAGCUAGAUGACUUAUCUUGUAAUUGUGGUGAGGACUGUGUAUGGCGUUGUCAUUGCUAAAUGACUUAAAUGUAAUGUCUAAAAUGCAGUAGCUGUGUGAAUGGAACCGAUUGGUUUGUGUGAGUGAGACUGCCUAAGGUUGUGUUGAUUGUGUGAGUGAGACUACCUAAAGUUGUGUUGAUUGUCUGUGUGUGGGUGACACGUUAGUGUAGACUGACAGUGUUGUGUUAUCCAAAACCAAUUUUGAGGUUGGAAGUCCAUGUUGUUGUCCGGUGGUUGGGAGCAUCUCAUCUACCAGUUAGGAGGACACCAGGAACUGAUCCGCUACGUUGUCAUCAGGGGCAACGUCGUCUACAACAACGACAAAACCAUGGACUUCCAACUCCAAAAUUGGUUUUGGAUAAUUGUUCUUCCCCCAGACAUAGUCUCACACGGCCCGUGGCCUUGUGGACAUGGCUCACAGACAAGGAUUUGUAAAUAGACAAGUUAAUAUCAACCAGAUAUUCUAUGUCUUGGUCAGUGGGUUAUGUGGUAACAUUUGAGUAUGGGCUUUGAACCAUUGGAGAAACAAUCUCCAAAUGACUGUGGAGUUGGGUAGGGUUCAUAUCCAGUAAGUGUUUGUUAUAAAGAACACAAUUAAAUGUUUUUCUUAUCAUAAACAAGUCUCCAUUCUUGAGCUGUCAUUUUUUUGCCCUGUUUUAGGUUGGAGACCUUCUGACCCGUUCCUCUCAUUCUUCAGCUCUACACCCCUCCCCUGUUUUAGGUUGGAGACCUUCUGACCCGUUCCUCUCAUUCUUCAGCUCUACACCCCUCCCCUGUUUUAGGUUGGAGACCUUCUGACCCGUUCCUCUCAUUCUUCAGCUCUACACCCCUCCCCUGUUUUAGGUUGGAGACCUUCUGACCCGUUCCUCUCAUUCUUCAGCUCUACACCCCUCCCCUGUUUUAGGUUGGAGACCUUCUGACCCGUUCCUCUCAUUCUUCAGCUCUACACCCCUCCCCUUCAUGUUUCAUUGCUGAGGUUGCAAGAGAGUUAGUAAAACAAACACAGGCGAGUUGAGUGAAUCAUUAGUGAGGAAGCUCAGCCUGUAGAACUUGGUACUAUCUGCCAGCUCAACUGAUCAGGCAUACCAGUAGUGUUGCAAGGGGACUGUGCUCAGUAUGAUCCAGUAGUGUUGCAAGGGGACUGUGCUCAGUAUGAUCCAGUAGUGUUGCAAGGGGACUGUGCUCAGUAUGAUCCAGUAUUGUUGCACCAACCAUCUUUGUGUGGCAACCACUCCCCUUGACUCACAGUCCCAAUGGGCAACAAUGAGCCAGCACCAGGGUUUGAACCUACAACCCUGUGCUUAUGGGAUAAGAUCCUUACACCAGAGCCACCGACUUCUUCACAGUCCCCUCUGUAUGUUUGGCAUGGGUAAUUGUUUGAAACGUACAUAAAAGCACAAGAUAUGAGGUUUGGACACAUAACCUCUAGGUAGGACAAGCUCGCGGAGUGGAACUGACCUUCCACAGAUUUGCAUUAUUUUCCAGAUAAUGCAGAGCCACUAGUUGAUUAUCCCUUUUAUUAAACCAGGGCUAUCAUUUGACACAUUUGCUGCUUCAACAUCCACUGAAGUUGCUUACAAGUUUACUAGAUACAGUUUCUAGAUGACGAUAGUUCAUUCCUGUAACAGUUUCUAGAUGACGAUAGUUCACUCCUGUAACAGUUUCUAGAUGACGAUAGUUCACUCCUGUAACAGUUUCUAGAUGACGAUAGUUCACUCCUGUAACAGUUUCUAGAUGACGAUAGUUCACUCCUGUAAGUUUCUAGAUGACGAUGAUAGUUCACUCCUGUAACAGUUUCUAGAUGACGAUGAUAGUUCACUCCUGUAACAGUUUCUAGAUGACGAUGAUAGUUCACUCCUGUAACAGUUUCUAGAUGACGAUGAUAGUUCACUCCUGUAACAGUUUCUAGAUGACGAUGAUAGUUCACUCCUGUAACAGUUUCUAGAUGACGAUGAUAGUUCACUCCUGUAACAGUUUCUAGAUGACGAUGAUAGUUCACUCCUGUAACAGUUUCUAGAUGACGAUGAUAGUUCACUCCUGUAACAGUUUCUAGAUGACGAUGAUAGUUCACUCCUGUAACAGUUUCUAGAUGACGAUGAUAGUUCACUCCUGUAACAGUUUCUAGAUGACGAUGAUAGUUCACUCCUGUAACAGUUUCUAGAUGACAGUUCAGUACUAGAUGAUGCUUUAGUAAACAGAAUUGGAAUUUGUACUGAAGGAAAGAUUGCCAGCACUUUGACAGAAUAAGCUUAACUUUUAUUGAACACAUCUCAGUAACUGGUUUUACAAUAAUGCAUCCAUACAAUAUAACUAAUCCGUUUAAGGAUUUCUAAGGCAUGAGCAACUAAACCUCUGUCCCUCUACUCUUUUUUUGUGUUCAAGCCAUUCAUUCUAUUCUGGAUGACCGAGGGAUAACCCUACACCCACAUACACACAAUCCACCCCCCCUUCCUCACCCACCCUUAGUCCCACCAUAACUGAACUAGGGCUGGGAUUCAAUCAGAAUGCGAUUCAAUCCCGGCCAAGAACAUUAUAAUGAUAAAGAUGAUCCUCAAAAAAACAUAAAAAUGGCCUUUGUGCACAAAAUGAUACAUGGGUGUGUGAAUAUAAACACUCAAAUAAAAGUCGUUUUGUGGCA